This is a messenger RNA of Copidosoma floridanum, 1490 nucleotides long. RefSeq names its product Cytochrome c heme lyase (gene Cchl). Gene Ontology annotation, cellular component: mitochondrion. Gene Ontology annotation, molecular function: holocytochrome-c synthase activity. Lineage: Eukaryota; Metazoa; Arthropoda; Insecta; Hymenoptera; Encyrtidae. Gene Ontology annotation, biological process: cytochrome c-heme linkage. The record is from RefSeq and is a predicted model, not a curated record.
UGCUGCUUGUUGGGAGCUGUGUUAUUGGGACUAACCUAGUUCUAUUUUGUCAUCAGGACAUAUAAGACGUUUUGUUAAUGCAAUUAAAUAUUAGUUACGCGCGUUGAUAUAUAAUUAUGUCUCGUGAAACACAGCGAUGCUGCUGUUCCAGUGAGUUUGAAUUGAUAGAUUGACCAUCAUCGAGUAAUUUUUCAAAUCAAGUUUCAUUCACAUUGAUGUUUCGCGUGUGUCGUAACCAACACACAGGAAGAGAGGGGUAACGCAACUGUAGAAAAAGUUUAAAAAAAAAAAAAGAGCAGUCAUCAAAAUGGGCAACACAGUUGCAUCAGCCGCGGAUGUAGCAAAAACCGAGGCUAAAACAUCACCGUCAAUAUCAGAGUGUCCUGUUCAUAACAAAAGCGCACCCGUACCCCAGGCCCCUCAACAAGGCGAGUGUCCAGUUAAUCAUGGUGCUCCCAUAAAUCCUUUGAAUAUGAUGCCACCCGAGAAUCAAAAUCCAGCACCGGAUCAGCCCUUCCCCCUAUCAAAGGAGAGACAAAUGUCUUCAAUCCCAAAAGCCACUGAAGAAGGUGCCUUCUGGGUGUACCCAUCACCACAGAUGUUCUGGAAUGCUAUGCUUCGCAAGGGCUGGCGCUGGAGAGAUGAGGAAGUCUCGCCAAAAGAUAUGGAUGACAUCAUUAAAAUUCACAAUGCCAACAAUGAACAGGCUUGGCAAGAGGUACUCAAAUGGGAAGCUUUGCACGCGUUUGAAUGUACCACUCCCAAGUUGCGUAGCUUUGGUGGCAAGGCUAAGGACUAUUCGCCACGUGCUAGGAUUCGCUAUUGGCUAGGAUACAAUUUGCCAUUUGAUAGGCACGACUGGAUCGUUGAUAGAUGUGGUAGAAAUGUCAAGUACGUGAUUGAUUAUUACGAUGGUGGAGAGCUCGAUGAUAAGUAUAAAUUUGCACUGUUGGACGUCAGACCGGCCAUGGAUUCCUGGGAAAACGUGUGGGAUCGCAUGAAGGUCGCGUGGUGGCGAUGGAGAUACGAGGGCAAGGAAAAUACGGAUUUAAAAAGUUAAAAAUUGCACUUUGUAGAUAGACAGUAAGGUUCACACAGAUUACAGUUUUUUUUCUUCUUGUUUCCAUAAAUACUCGAGUGGCCAUGAAAAAAUUCAACUUUAAUGCAAUCUAAGGUUUGCCUAACCUUGAACGAUGUUGCAAUUUUACCGAUUAAUUACCUAAUUUUGGUACCAUUUUUUGAAAUUCAUUACAAUGAAAUUAUGUAUUGUAAAUAAGAUUGCAAAUAUAGUAGAUAAAAAAUUCUAAUGUGUCAUCUAAAAGUUUUAUGUUUCAAAAUUAACUAAAAUUUAACUGUUGUAGCGUUACAUAACUUGUUAUAUAGCCAUUGAGUCAAUUAAAUGAUCUACUUCUUAGACAAACUAAUGAUCGGUUUUUUCAUUUUCAAAAGACAUUAAAAUUGUAAAUUUAUUAUGUAAUGUAAUUAUGUAA